GGCGCGCGCCGGGAGGAAGCGGCCGCGCGGCAGCUGCGGGGCGUCGGGGCGGCGGCGGCCAAGGCCGAGGCUGAAGCGGCGGAGGCUGUGGUGAAGGCGGCGGCGCCUCAACCGGGGACGGUGCUCCGCUGGACCCCCUUUCAGGCUCUAUGGAGGCGGCAGCAAGCGGGGGCUGCGGCUCUGGACCGCCGCUGCUGCUGAGCGAGGGCGAGCAGCAGUGCUACUCUGAGCUCUUCGCGCGCUGCGCCGGCGCCGCAGGCGGGGGCCCCGGGUCCGGGCCCCCUGAGGCCGCCAGGGCCGCCCCCGGCGCGGCCACCGCAGCCUCGGGCCCCGUGGCCGACCUGUUCCGGGCGUCGCAGCUGCCCGCCGAGACGCUGCACCAGAUCACAGAACUCUGUGGUGCCAAGCGGGUUGGUUAUUUUGGUCCAACACAGUUUUACGUUGCCCUGAAAUUAAUUGCUGCAGCACAGUCUGGCCUCCCCGUGCGGAUAGAGAGUAUUAAAUGUGAACUGCCGCUGCCUCGCUUUAUGAUGUCAAAAACUGAUGCUGAGAUCCGGUUUGGGAACAUGGCUGAGCUGCAUGGAACUAAAGUUCAGAUUCCAUAUUUAAUCACAGAAAAAAAUACCUUCAAAAGAAUGGAUGAUGAGGAUAAACAGCAGGAAACGCAGUCUCCCACGAUGUCACCCCUCGCCUCCCCUCCUUCUUCCCCACCUCAUUACCAGAGGGUGCCCUUGAGCCAUGGCUACAGCAAACUGCGGAAAAGCACGGAGCAGAUGCAUCCAGCUCCUUAUGAAGCUAGACAGCCCCUUGUCCAGCCUGAGGGACCCUCGUUGGGGGGCCCAGGAGCCAAACCCCUUCGGCAUCAGGCUUCCCUUAUCCGGUCCUUUUCAGUGGAGAGAGAACUGCAGGAUAACAACAGUAGUUACCCAGAUGAACCGUGGAGGAUAACGGAAGAGCAGCGAGAGUAUUAUGUCAACCAGUUCCGGUCCCUUCAGCCUGAUCCGAGUUCCUUCAUUUCAGGUUCUGUGGCCAAGAACUUCUUCACCAAAUCAAAGCUUUCCAUUCCAGAACUCUCCUAUAUAUGGGAAUUGAGCGAUGCUGACUGUGAUGGAGCCCUGAGCCUGCCGGAGUUCUGUGCUGCGUUUCAUCUCAUUGUGGCCCGGAAGAACGGCUACCCACUGCCUGAGGGCCUGCCUCCAACUCUGCAGCCAGAGUACCUGCAAGCAGCCUUUCCUAAGCCCAAGUGGGAGUGUGCGUUAUUUGAUUCUUAUUCUGAGUCAGUGCCAGCAAACCAACAACCCCGUGACUUGAAUCGGAUGGAGAAGCUAUCUAUUAAAGACAUGGCCGACUUUCCUGUCCCUACCCAAGAUGUGACUGGUGAUGACAAACAAGCUUUGAAGAGUGCUACGGAUGAAGCCUUACCAAAGGAUAUGUCCGAGGAUUCAGCCACUCCUAAGGAUUCCAACAGUCUCAAAGCAAGACCAAGAUCCAGAUCCUACUCUAGCACCUCCAUAGAAGAGGCCAUGAAGAGGGGCGAGGACCCUCCCACCCCGCCACCGCGGCCACAGAAAACCCAUUCCAGAGCCUCCUCCUUGGAUCUGAAUAAAGUCUUCCAGCCCAGUGUGCCAGCUUCUAAGUCAGGAUUGUUACCUCCACCACCCGCACUUCCUCCGAGACCUUGUCCAUCGCAGUCUGAACAAGCGUCUGAGGCCGAGUUACACCCCCAGCUGAACAGAGCCCCUUCCCAAGCUGCGGAAAGUAGUCCAGCAAAGAAGGAUAUACCGUAUUCUCAGCCCCCAUCAAAGCCCAUCCGUAGAAAAUUCCGACCUGAAAAUCAAGCUACAGAAAGUCAAGAGCCUACUACGGCUGUAGGCGGGCCAGCUUCUGUAGCAACCGUGAAACCCCAUCCAACAGUGCAAAAACAGUCUUCCAAACAGAAGAAGGCUAUUCAAACUGCUAUCCGCAAAAAUAAAGAGGCAAAUGCAGUGCUGGCCCGGUUGAACAGUGAACUCCAGCAGCAGCUCAAGGAGGUUCAUCAAGAACGGAUUGCAUUGGAAAACCAACUGGAACAACUUCGUCCAGUCACUGUGUUGUGACCCCCAAGAUUCAAGUAACAGUGGGUGACCUUUCCUGCCAAGAUCUUUCCUUUGAAUGUUUCAACGCAGCUACUUGUCAUAGAUGUCUGAGACUGUGUCAAAAGCUCUUAGCGGCGGAAUAUAAUCCAUAUCACCUUUUCUUUUGUGCUUCACGUGUACGUUUUACUGUGGUGGAAAAAAUACAACUGAUUAUCACACUUGAAAUUGUAACUAUCAGUGGGAUUUACCUCCCAUUCUUAAGUACUUUCUCAAGGUGUUAGAUGUUGCUCCUUACCCAAAACCAAUCUUCUAGCAAAUAAAAACAAUU
Molecule: messenger RNA, 2403 nt
Organism: Lagenorhynchus albirostris (white-beaked dolphin)
Lineage: Eukaryota; Metazoa; Chordata; Mammalia; Artiodactyla; Delphinidae
Gene: REPS2
Product: RALBP1 associated Eps domain containing 2
Exons: 18
Coding region: 150-2096 (648 amino acids)
Biological process (GO): endocytosis; endosomal transport
Cellular component (GO): cytoplasm; plasma membrane
Molecular function (GO): protein binding; calcium ion binding
Source: RefSeq, a predicted model, not a curated record